This is a messenger RNA of Megalops cyprinoides (Indo-Pacific tarpon), 7264 nucleotides long. RefSeq names its product minichromosome maintenance complex component 3 associated protein. Bases 298 to 6723 code for a protein of 2141 amino acids. The transcript is spliced from 30 exons. Gene Ontology annotation, cellular component: cytoplasm; nucleus; transcription export complex 2. Gene Ontology annotation, biological process: mRNA export from nucleus. The record is from RefSeq and is a predicted model, not a curated record. Lineage: Eukaryota; Metazoa; Chordata; Actinopteri; Elopiformes; Megalopidae. Gene Ontology annotation, molecular function: RNA binding.
CGGAAGUUUGUGAGUAUUAUUAUCGGUCCUCCUGGAAAGAGAAUGCGUAAGUUUUACGCAUUGCUAUAAUGUUAAUGACGGAAUGGUAGCGGAUGUAUUCAGGAACUGAAUCGUCAUACAUCAUCAUGAUUCCACUCCAGUGGAAAUAUCUAAACCGGCGUAAAAACAUCCUGCGUAUUGGCCAUUGAGACAUUCGGGAGCCAAAGGACAGAUGCCCGCGCUUCUUUUUGAAUGACAAUAAUCGCUACUUGUGUCAGUGCUGAAACGGUGGUACACAUCUGAUUGCUUGUGGCCACGAUGAAUUCCUCUAAUUUGUUUGGUAAACAGCAAGGGGGCGCGUUUCAGGCCCCCAAUAACGCCAACCGCAGCACGGGGCUUUUCCAGUCUUUCGGGCAACCGGGAGCAAGCAGCGCGCCACAGAAUGUUCCGUUCGGACAGACUGCAACAUUCGGACAGACUUCAGCCUUUAGCCAGACCUCGGGUUUUGGACAGGGCGCGGGUCAGACGUCUAUUUUUGGUCAGACUCCUGCCUUUGGACAGAGCUCUGUGUUUGGGCAGAAUACCGGGCUUGGGCAAAGUUCUGGACAGGCCUCAGCCUUCUUACCAAGUUCCAUGAAUCAGACCUCAGCGUUCGGUCAGCCUGCUCUGGGACAGAGCAGCUCGGGAUUCGGUGCACCACCAUCUUACGCACAGUCAACUGGUCAGAGUCAGAGCUUAGUGUUUGGUCAAGCACCUGCCUUUGGGCAAACCUCAGCGUUUGGACAAUCCUCGGGUUUUUCUCAGCAGACACCUGGAUUUGGGUUGUCUUCUAGUAUCUCUCAGGCAUCUUCUGGUUCCACAGCUGGCUCUGGACCGGGUCAGUCUAUAACCUUCGGCCAGUCUUUUGGACAGUCAUCUGCAUUUUCUCUGCCAGCUGCUACAUCAGGCUCAUCUCUGGGCACGCAAAGUGUCGUACAGAGCCGUGGAUUUGGAACAUCAGAGUUCAGCUUCAAGCCAUCAGAUGAGGCUGUGUUCAAACCCAUCUUCAGUGUGAGCCCGGAGCCAGCGAACUCCCAGCCUGCUCCAGGCUCAGAGCCCUUCGGCUCGGCCCCGCCCCCUUCCACCAGCAUGGAAAGCAGCGGACCGGCCCCUUCUGGCUUCUCCCUGAUGACGGGCGACACUCCCAGCGCCCUGGGCUUCAGCUUCUCUCAGCCAGCGGCAGCUCCCUCCAUCUCUGUUCCCAGCACUGGCCUCCCUCAUAAGGACCUGCUUCCUGGAACCACCAGCAGCGCCAGUGGCAAGCCGGAGUUCACCUUCUCGCAGCCGGCAGCACCUUCCAACAGUGGAGCCAGCCUGUCCCAGCCAGCCACCGUCCCCAGCAGCCCCUCCUCAUUCAGCUUCUCGGCUAAAGUUCUCCAACCCCCCGUUGGACCUCCCAUGUCUCUGUUCGGGGUUGGAAGCUUUGGCCAGACAUCAGCGUUCGGGGAUCCGAAGGCAAAGGUGGAGCCGGCGCCCGGAACAGUGGAGAAGGGAGGGGAUGAGGAGAGCUCGGGGGAGGCGGCAUUCGGGACCCUAGGGAAAGGGAUCAAGAGGAAGGAGGAGCCAGCGGAGCAGACCGCUGCUCAGGGGAGCCCUGCCAAGGCGGAAGAACCCCAGACAGAGGGCGACACCCCCAGGCACCCCCCAAAGCGGCCACUGCUUAGGUCCCGCGGGCCAGCAGGUGGGCUGUUCCGCAAUGCCAUGAGCAGCCUGAUGAGGUCAUCGGCUCACCCUGUGAAGAAGGAGCCCAAGAAGGAGGAGUCGCCGCCCGAGUGGGGGGAGGCAGAGAAAGCCGACCCUGUGCCACAGACCACCCACACUCCCGCAACCCCACCCAGAGCACCGGCCCCCACCAGAGAAUUCAUCGAAAAGGAGGAAGAAACAGCGACGGACCCCGAGGCUAAGACCCCAGCGAGGCACUCCCGGCGGGGCGAGAGCACGGACAGCCUGGGAGGCACGUCGCCCGCCGACGCCACCGCCAUCCAGUGCAAGAACGUCCCCGCCCACCUCAACAAGAAGGAUGUCAUCGAGAAGCACUUCAGCCGCUUCGGCAAAGUGUCCAAAGUGUUCUGCAGGCCCAACAAGAGCCUGGCCAUCGUGCACUUCCACGACCAUGCAUCAGCAGCCAAGGCGAAGAAAAAGGGCAAGUCCUUGCACAGGCAUGAGAUUGUGAUAUUCUGGCAGAGGAAGAAGCAGAGUCCUGGAGAGAAGGGGGAGAGACCUCCUGAGGGAAAGGAGCUGGAGGUAGAGCCAGAAGACUCAGGAGGCGGGGGCUUCCAAUCCUCUCCACUCCGCAAGCCCCUCCCCAGGUCCCCAGCCAUCAGCAGCAGUGCCACCUUAGCCAAAGGUGCCCCGAUCAAGAAAUCUACCAUUAUGAAGUCCCUGCAGUUCGACAGUGAGCCACAGCCGGAGCCCAGCUCCGAAGGGCAGGGUUCAGACCGGCCGGCCGCCAGCCUGCCGUCCUCUCUCCUGCACCUGGUGGGCCAGGUGGCGGAGACGGCGGAGGAGAAGUACCGCCUGCUGGAGCAGAGGGAUAAGAUCCUGCGGCAGGGGAGGCCGAAGAGAACAGACCUGGACAUGUCCAAAGUGUUCGUGGGGACGUGUCCUGACAUGUGCCCCGAGAAGGAGCGCUACAUGAGGGAAACGCGUAACCAGCUCAGCUCCUACGAGGUCAUCCCCGACACGGAAAAGGUGGACCACGCGGCAGCCAUUAAGGAGUACAGCAGGUCGUCAGCUGACCAGGAGGAGCCCCUCCCCCACGAGCUGAGGCCCCUCCCUGUGCUCAGCAUGACCAUGGACUACCUGGUCACACAGAUCAUGGACCAGGGUGAGGACAACUACCGCGACUGGUACGACUUUGUGUGGAACAGGACACGAGGCAUCCGGAAGGACAUCACCCAGCAGCACCUGUGCGACCCGCUCACGGUGUCCCUGAUCGAGAAGUGCACCCGCUUCCACAUCCACUGCGCCCACCACCUGUGCCAGGAGCCCAUGAUGUCCUUCGACGCCAAGAUCAACAACGAGAACAUGACCAAGUGCCUGCAGAGCCUCAAGGAGAUGUACCAGGACCUGGCCACCAGGGAGGUCUACUGCCCCCGUGAGGCCGAGUUCCGCCAGUACAACGUGCUGCUCAAGCUCAACGACGGGGACAUUCUGCGGGAGGUGCAGCAGUUUCGUGAGGCGGUGCGGAACUCCCCUGAGGUGAAGUUCGCCGUGCAGGCCUUCGCGGCUCUCAACAACAACAACUUUGUGCGGUUCUUCAAGCUGGUGCGAGCAGCCACGUACCUGGCUGGCUGUAUCCUGCACCGCUACUUCAACCAGGUGAGACGGGAGGCCUUGAGGGCCUUGAAUGUGGCCUACACCGUGGGCUCUCACAGAUCCACCAGCUUCCCAGUGGACGACCUGGUCAGGAUGCUGAUGUUCCGCAGUGUGGGCGAGGCCACGGACUUCGCCCAGCAGUACGGGCUGACCGUGUGUGACGGGAUAGUGGAGCUGAACCGUACCGCGUUCCAGGACCCUGACCUCCCGGUGCCUCUGAGGAAGUCUGUGGACAUCAUGGGGAAGAGAACAGUGCUGAUUGGAGAGGUGGUGAACGGGGGCCCCCUGCCCAACCCGCCUCAACACACCCCUGUCUGCAGCUUCGACUCCCGCCACAAGUACCGAGGCGAGGGGCCCCUCACAGACCCAACCGCUCUCCAAAGGGGGGCUCCACUGGGAGCCGUUCCGCAGAAGCCGGAGGCCAGGCCACAGACAGAGCUGCGGCCUCUGAUGGACCUGGAGGUGAGACCGCCAAUCAAAUCCAAGCCCGUACCAGAGCUGAAAGGGCUGGAGGAUCCAGGGGAGCUGCCUGAGCAGGUCGCGACCUCUGACCCCCAGCAGCUGUUCCAGUCCAUCGCACCACCUCAGCCCACACGGCCCCCGUCGCCGCCGCCCAAACCUGAACCUGUCUACACUGACCAGGACAUCACAGCGCAGGUGGAGUCUGUGGUGGAGGAAGUGCUGGAGGCGGAGUGCUCUGAGCUGGCCAGCACAGCAGCUGAAUACGUCUCCACUGCCCUGGGUAUGAGUGAUGGCCAGGUGGAGGCGCUGGUUAGUGAAGUGCUGGAGCAGAUGCUGAAAGAGGUCUCUGCAGCCGAGAUCCAGGCAGAAAAGGAGAGGAUCGCGGAGGAAAAGCGCAAGAUGGAGGAGGCCAGACGAAAGCAGGAGCACGAGGCGUUCCUGGCUCAGUUCAGCGAGUCCCUCUGUUCUGAGAUCAGCCAGGAGGUCCUGACAGAAUGCAUCAGAGACACCGCCGCAUCAGAGAUUGAGCAUGCACAGAAGGAGAAGGCGGCAUGCGUGGCUCGUAGCUCGGAGGAGGUGUGCGACAGCCUCGUGGAGGAGACCCUGCAGGCUGAGAUCUCCGAGCUGGCCCGAGGGGUCCUCGAGGUGGAGCUGCAGCGCAUCCGAAAGUUCCUGAAGAGGUGGCGUGACGUGGUGGCGGUGCGCAGGCAGUUGAAGAGGCAGAUGCGUGGGUUCCCCGCCGCCCCCUGCUGUGUGGACCCGCGUUUCAAACUCAAGGCCCUGGUGCCCAGCGCCCCCUCCUCUCCCUGCCUGGACCAGCUGGCCCGGGGCGUGGUCAACCUGGGCAACGCGGGCAACAUGGCAGUGUCCUGCACCAGAUUACUGAAAAUGAGACAAGAAGCAAUCCACCAGAUGAGAGUACAACACUACUAUCAGCUGUUACUGAGUGAGUCAGUGUGGACACCCCUGGACCUGCCCACCCUGGUGGUGGAGAACGUUUCAAACCCAACAAACAGAAUCUUCUGGAAGGCUGCUCUCCUAUUGCCCAGCAACCAAGAGAGUGACAUGAACAUCUCAAACAGGAUUUUAACAGAAUGGCUGGAAGCCAAGUUCAGUGGGGAGGAGAAGUCAUGUGACCCAGGCGCAGAGCCAGAUGGGAAAAUGCUGACUCUGUCCAUCAGCAAUGGGCUCAGGAGCCUUGGGUCCAGGACUCACAAAGUUCACGUGUGUAUUAAGGUGACCCGUGGGCCCCUGAGCGAGGAGGGCCAGUGUCUCCUGGAGAAGCAGAAGGAGGUGCUGGGCACCGGGGGCCUCCUGCUGCUGCUGCCGUCGGCGCCGGGCUCCGGGGACGACAGGGACGCAGAGGCGGAGGAGGUGCUGCUGCUCUCCGCCCUGCUGCAGCUCCGCCAGCUCCAGCAGGCUAGCGCCGGGAUGCCCGCCCUCCCCCUGGUGGUGGUGGUGCCCGAACCGAGCGAGCGGCCAAUCAGCGACGAGAAACUGGAGGGAGAUCUGAGGCUCCAGACUCUAGUUGAGGACGGGGUAAUUUCAGAAUACAUGUUCGUUCACAUCCCUGAGACCACCAAUGACCUGCAGGUUUCUGAACAGGUCACCCAGGCGGUAAGGUGGCUUGUAGCCCGUUCACCUGCCCCGGCUGACCUCACCUCUCAGACUCUGGUCCAGUUUGUGGAGGGUGGGCUGUGCCGCGAGUUCAGCGCCAGGCUGUACCAGGACAGGCGGGACAGGGAGGGGGCGGGGCUGCCCUGCCAGGAGCCGGCCCCCGUCAUCCACCUCUACAACAGCGUGCUGGGCUUCCUGGCCGACCUGGUUUCCUCCGACCGCCUCUCCGGCCUCUCCUGGCCCGUGGCUGAGUUCUCUGUCCCUGAGACCCGCGACCUCCUGCCCCACCUGGACUGGAACUCCCCCGAGCACCUGGCCUGGCUCCGCAGGGCCGUCCUGAGCCUGCAGAUCCCUGAAUGGGACCUGCCCCCCACCUCAGCUCCCUGGCCGAGGCUGUGCUCCUCCAUCUUCCAGUACGCUUCCCAGAUCCCCUCAUCCCGCCACAGUCAGCCCCUCCUCAUGUCCCGCCUGGAGAACCUGCUGGGGCGAGUGCUCUCACACUACCGCCAGGGGGUGGCCGUGGCCCCGGACGACAGCGAGGAUGAGGAAGAAGGCAAAGGAGGGCCGUCCUUUAGCCAGGUGCCCUGGGACGAGAUUGUGGCCCUCUGUAUAGACCACCGACUGAAGGACUGGCAGCCCCCAGAAUCCCCUGCUGCUGAGGACGCCGUCAUGGAGGAUGGGGAGAUCCUGGUGUACUUUCAGAAGGAGAGGCUGAAGGACUUUGAGCCUCCCCCCAGCUGGACUGAGGCCGUGAAUCGCACACACAGGGAAAAGCAGCAGGAGGCAGACGGGAGUACGCCGAGCCUGGGGCGAGGUCUCCCGCCCACCCCUGCCCCACUGCGUCUCAGACAGAAGCUCUUCCACAGCAUGGGAGAGAGCCUGGAGACCCCUGCUGCGCUGGACAUCACCCACACCCCUUCCCCCAAAGACCUGCUCCCCCAGCGCGUCCUCGCUGGCCUCGAGGAGGAGAAGGCCCAGAGCCAGAGGUUUGAGGAGCAGCUACAGCGUUGGUUAGAAAAAGACCCCCUGGAGUCCUUCUCCAUGCCUGCCUUCAUGCCCUCCUCCCUGAUCUCUGUGCCCGAAAUGAUGGCACCUACACCCAAAACUGCCACUGCCAACACUACACUCGCUCAGCAGGCUGAUAAUGAUACCCAUGGAGACAAACUUGACAGUAAUUGGCUGAGAUCUGCUCCGAUGUCCGUGGCACAGCGUCUGAAAGAGCUGGACAGACUGAUCUUAGCCAGCCGCGGGGAGGAGCUAGCGUGCGGACUCCACCUGAACAGCCUGCUGGACAUUGUGGAGGACUGAGCAGCUUUUUGGCGCCCCUUCUCUCUUCUGCAGUGCGCAAAUGGACGUCUCAUGCGGGGUUGCAGCUGUGACUAGAAUGUUCCAUGGGCAGCAGAGAAUGUUCCACAGACAGCAGACAUUAUUUUUUAAAUCAUCUGCUGCUCAUGAUGAAACCAAGCUGGAAUGAGGGCGGGGUUGAGUACUGUUGAUCAAGGAUCAUUGCAGGGUCUUCUAAAAAGUAUUUUAUUAAUUCAGAUCUUAAUGGAGCAGAGCUGUAAUAAAAUUUCUUUAUUACUGUUCAUAAUCCACUAUGUUUAUAGUGGAAAGGGCAGUAUAUGUGUAUUUUUUUUAAAUUUCAUUAUGAAAGUGUGAAAUAAUGGAAUGCAUAAAUUACUGGUGUCUAAGAAUAAUUACCUGCCCUCCCAUGAGAUAUAAAUAUAUAGAGCUUGAAGGCCUGCUGAAGUCCAGCAGGAUGUUUCAUGGACCUGCUUCAGUAUUAGGAUAAAGGUUUUCAUUUUUCGACAAACCUGUUGCCUGUGAAAUGAUCACAUUUCUGAUUAUU